Molecule: messenger RNA, 604 nt
Organism: Nicotiana tabacum (common tobacco)
Lineage: Eukaryota; Viridiplantae; Streptophyta; Magnoliopsida; Solanales; Solanaceae
Source: RefSeq, a predicted model, not a curated record
AUCCGAAAUCCAAAAUUGAAUGGAUCGGUUCGGAUUUCGGAUAUCCGAUCCGAAUGAACAGCCCUAGCUUGGUCUACAGUUUGAAGGGCAAUCAAGUUUCUGUAGUCAUUUCCUGAUGAAACUACUUUUACAAAAUCUGAUCGCCAGCCAUCCUAGUAUUUAUGUGUUAGACACAGCUGGUGUUUUGCCGGCUGAGAUUCUUGAUGCAGAGGUGUGCUCCAAUCUAGCUUUAACAGGUGCAAUCAGAGAUUGCUUGGUCGGGGAAGUGGAGCUUGCAGAAUAUUUUCUAUCCAUCUUUAACUUGAGUGAUGAAUACAAGAAAUGGGCCAAGUUGUCAUUAUCAGGUGCUGAUGAUAGUUCUGAGUUGGAGAGAAGACAAAAGAGACAAUAUUUAACAGAUCACACGCAGGUUAGCAGUUCAAAAGGAAAUUGGUUAUAACGUCUUUCUUUCCUCUUUGCUGUAUGUUUGUUUUGUUCUUUAGUCAUUUGUAAUGAAACUGCUCUUACAAAACUAUAUUCAUGUUUUAGAACAUGAAUAUAGUCCAGUUUUUAGUUUUGAGUUGUCUAAAUGAAAAGAUGUGGCAACUUUAGGGGGCUGUCUAUG